CAGGUAAAUAUGCUUCAUAGGAUCGGCUGACCUGACCCACUCAAAAUUGACUCGAUGCGAAGCCACGUAACCGGCAGGGGCAUAACUGUAAAUAACCAUGGAAUGUAUUUCUCAGACUCUUUCGUGCUAUCACUCGCUCAUCGUCACCUUCACCUUCACCUACCAUUUUUGCCAACAAACGCGAGCAAGAGUUUUGAGCUCCAAUGGCGACCUUGUCGAUGACUCUGUCAAAUCCGAAGUCGCUCUCAGCUCCUCCACGAAGACUUUCUCCGAUCAAUACCUCCGCUUUCACAUCUACCUCUUUCCGAUUGCGCACCAAAUCUUCCUUCGAUUCAAUCUCGUUCUCGUCUUCAACUCCCUUCUCCGCCUCAUCGCUCCUCCUUCACACGUCUUAUACCAAAAGAAACCACCGCUGUUUCUCUGUUCAAUCCAAUGCUGAGGUGGUUACUGAACCGCAAUCGAAAAUAACACACAAGGUGUAUUUCGAUAUAAGUGUUGGCAAUCCAGUGGGGAAGUUAGCUGGGAGGAUUGUUAUUGGAUUGUAUGGUGAUGAUGUUCCCCAAACUGUGGAGAACUUUCGUGCUCUAUGCACAGGUGAAAAGGGAUUUGGCUACAAGGGUUCUACAUUCCAUCGUGUCAUCAGAGAUUUCAUGAUUCAGGGAGGAGACUUUGAGAAGGGCAAUGGAACUGGAGGUAAAAGUGUAUAUGGCCGUACAUUCAAGGAUGAGAAUUUCAAGUUAUCCCAUGUCGGACCAGGAGUUCUAAGUAUGGCAAAUGCUGGCCCUAAUACAAAUGGAAGUCAGUUCUUUAUCUGCACUAUUAAGACGUCAUGGUUGGACGGAAGACAUGUGGUGUUCGGGCAAGUAAUAGAAGGAAUGGAAGUGGUGAAGCUGAUAGAGGAACAAGAGACAGACAGAGGAGACCGUCCCAGAAAGAAAGUGGUGAUAGCAGACUGUGGUCAACUUCCAAUGUCUGAAGCUUAAAAGUAAGAUCAUUUAACCAAAAUCUUGUAGACAUGAGAUGGAGCUUGUUUUUGCAUUUUACAACCCUUUCUUUUGUGUAAUGGAUUUGUAUCCCCUUCUUCCAAAAAUUUAAGAAAGAAAUAGUAUUCCGCUGCCGGGUGUUGAACUCAUAUUUCAUUUCAUUGGUUUGUUUCGAAAUUAACCAUUGUGUUAUAGCGGUUCAGUUGCAUUACUAAGAUACAAAAUCUGAAGAUUCAAGAGUAGUCGAUGCAGUUGUGAAAUUGGUCUGUGUAAUACAGCGGAUUUGUUGGUUUGGUAUACGAGCAAUUUGUAUUUAAAGUCCGAUCUCUUCAUAAAAAAG
Messenger RNA from Arabidopsis thaliana (thale cress), 1323 nucleotides. It is a transcript of the gene Pnsl5, whose product is annotated as cyclophilin 20-2. Gene Ontology annotation, biological process: protein folding. NCBI's taxonomy places the organism in Eukaryota, Viridiplantae, Streptophyta, Magnoliopsida, Brassicales, Brassicaceae. The transcript has 6 exons. The coding region runs from base 204 to 983 and encodes 259 amino acids. Gene Ontology annotation, molecular function: isomerase activity; peptidyl-prolyl cis-trans isomerase activity. The record is from RefSeq and is marked reviewed. Gene Ontology annotation, cellular component: chloroplast stroma; chloroplast thylakoid membrane.